Messenger RNA from Alternaria incomplexa, 1308 nucleotides. RefSeq lists its product as uncharacterized. The coding region runs from base 1 to 1308 and encodes 435 amino acids. NCBI's taxonomy places the organism in Eukaryota, Fungi, Ascomycota, Dothideomycetes, Pleosporales, Pleosporaceae. The record is from RefSeq and is a predicted model, not a curated record. The transcript has a single exon.
AUGGAGCCUCCACCAAGCCCGCUCUAUCUCAACGCGAACGCGAAAGGGAAAAACAAACGAGCAGUCGAAGAUGGUUCUCCAACUACUGCCAAGCUUCAGGAUUCCUCCACAACCGAGAGUAAUGCGCCUACCGUCGUCCGCCGCCGCCAACACCGCCGUCACAAUAUCGCCGCCGAGAUAUGGGGCCCAGACAUACCCUCCACGCCCAUACCCCAAACUUUCACCGGUGGACCUGCCCCGAAGCAGCUUUUCAGUGUCUACAAGGCCAUAAUCCGCCACCCGAACCUCUUCUUCCAAUUCGCGCUCCGCCUACCUUACCCGUCCAUCGUCGACCUCUACGCCAUCGACAAGGAAUUCCACUACCGCCUGAAUCUAUACAGCGUCUCCCUAAUACACGACUACGCCCGCUAUCAUGCGCCACUCGCCGGUCACAUCUUCAGCUGGGUACUGUACCCUCGUACAUGCAUUUCCGAUCCCAUGCUCCGACCCAUGGACGGCCGCGAGUGGCUAGCGCGCGACGUACCAGGCUUUCGCUGGGUUGGCAUGAUAGUCUACCGCCAGAAGGUCGUACGAAGCAUCCUUACAUACAUGGCUCUGGAAGGCCAUCGCGUACCGGAGGCCUGCGAGGGCGCGCUGAUGAAGUACUGGUGCGUCAUGGAGCUCAAGGAAUCAAGGACGCGUCGCUCUUUCCUCGAAGAUGCCGAUAUCUGGACCGACGCCGAUCUCAUCAACAUCCAGCUCUUCUUCAUGAAGCUCGACAUGCGCUUCUCCGAUCCCAUACUGGGCAACGGCGUCUGUCAGCUGGGUCCCAUGUUGCUCGCCCAGAAGAGCUUGACUCCGCUGUGGGAAGCGCUCAGUGGCAAAAUGAAGUUCAACUACGAUACCACCAGUGCGAUGGUCGUUGCGACAUACCUUAUGGAUGAUCUGGACUUCGAAGCCCAUCCCUGGCUCGAAGACGUAGAAGACCAUAGCGUAUUGGAAGACCAGUGGGGUCUACUGAGCCUUGAGGGCUGGAACGAAGACGGAAAGAGGAUGCCGCAUGCUUUGGAUCUGGUCAUCACUGAGAGUAUCAGGAGGGGCCUGGAUGUGCAGCAGUACUAUCUUGACUUUGUCAUGUAUGGGUAUGGGGAUAGCAAGACUGGUGAGAAUAUCCCGGUGCCGGUGCAGUUGAGGGGAGACAAGAAGGUUAGGGUGCCAAGUCAAGGUUGGCCUUCGAAGGAGAUGAGGCAGAGCACGAUCAGGAAGCUGGAUGCGCGCUUUGGGUUCAAGAAGCGACCUGCUGGGGAUGCGAUGGAUCUGAGCGCCUGA